Cyclocybe aegerita is the source of this 2295-nucleotide messenger RNA. Lineage: Eukaryota; Fungi; Basidiomycota; Agaricomycetes; Agaricales; Hemipholiotaceae. The record is from the annotation of a GenBank genome assembly.
AUGGAUGCGGGCACCCCCGCCACCCCGCAGCAGCCGACUAGCGGCGAGAACGACGCUCAAGUGAUCCUUGGAGCGAAUGGACAAAUUAAACUGUCUGGAGGUGGUGAUGCUGAUCCGCAGGAUCCCGUUCCUCAGAUUGGAGAUGGGCUAACCUUUCCGACGGACGUCCCUAUUACGACCGUUCCCCCUGCACCCACAACUUCCAUCGAGGGCCUGUCGUCGGAGGAUGUCCCAUUGCUCGAAACGCCAUUAGAUUCAGGCCUUCCGACAUCAUUUUUCUUGGCGCCCACGUCUGCGAUCGACAACUUUCCAUCGUUUCUGUCCAUUCCGACGCCCUCAGCAGUGGAUAGCAAUUCGAUUUCCAGUGACCAGGUGUCUAUGGCACCUAGUACCGCUGUAUCUGUUUUCUCCGCUACCUCUCUGGCGACCCUGACAUCUAUCGCCCCCGAGCGAAGCUCCUCGGUACAAAACAGGGCAUCGUCUUCGAUCAGUGCAUUCAGUCCAAGUGCGACGCCGAGGUCUUCGUCAAUGUUACAAUCCUCUUCGAUUGCUAUACUUUCAUCUUCUAGUCAGGCGGCUUCUGUCAGUUCCUCCAUAGCAAGCUCAAAAACAAUCUCCCUAUCAAGCAUCUCCUCGUUCAGCGCUUCCUCGCUGUCAACAAGCCACAGCCCCGCCGUCACGACGACCGUGUAUGCUCCCGCUCUCACACAUACUGCUUCCAAUCUAAACGUCCACAGCCCACCGUUCUACAUCGGCGUAAUUCUUGGAGCUCUCGCCGGUGCGGCCUGCUUCAUCGCCCUGAUUGCAUGGUGUCUUCGUCGUCAUGCGCAAGCUCGGAGGAGACGAGCAGCUGACAUGGUCGUUCCGUGGGCGAGAUCAAGAGAUAUGGAAGAAGGUGGGGGUUACGGCGGUGGCGAACUCGAUGCUGCGAUCGGUGCUAUGAAUCUGGGUAGCCGCGAAGACCUUGCUCAUGUUCAGGCGUGGUCUCCGCGAGGGGAUCGCGACGUCGGCGAACCACGGCGUGUGCUGGGCGACGGAGGCCUCUCUAGGUAUAGCCUCCAGGAUCACCUUAUCCCAACACACGGGCUUUGUUUAGAGGAUUCUUUGAGAAGCCUCUCGCCUGCUGACGAUGUAGAAGCUGCUCCACCUCUACAUCCGAAGAAGACCUUACGCCAGCUGCCCUCCCACCUCGUCGACGAAGAUCUCCUGGCCCGCGCUCGUCGAGAGAAUGUUCGUCAUUUCGGUCGAGACGUCAACCAGGACGACGAGGCUGAUGGCGAAUACAAUCCCUAUCUCGAUCCGAGGGGCCCACACGACAAACCGCGCUAUCUGGGACUGCAUGGCAAUGGGCUAGACGUUCCGUGGAACCAAAAGUCUGCGGAACCCCCGCCGCGGUCGAUGGCGGAACGUCUGCGGAACCUGGGUAAGCCACCUGCGGAGUCACCGUGGAACGACUUUCCGCCGUUGCCCACACCUGGUCGUGACGCGUCGGGAGAAAAAGAGGAGUUUGAGCCCUGGGCGGCGUCGUUCAGGACGAGUCUCGUGAAUGCCUUCAAUGCUGUGGCUGCAAACAUCUCGUCGACCGCGAGUGUCCCGAAACUGAGUGAGACGGAUGUGCUGACAGCUCCUCCACGGCGACAGUCGCGGAAAUCUAUUAGGUCCUCGGUAUCGAACAGCAAGGCCCCUUCAAGCCGACCGUCGUUGUAUUCUGCUCCAUCCAAGGCUUGGACUUUGGAGGAAAAGGAGGACGGAACGGGGGUCGUUCAUAUUCUCGGAAUCCCAGAGCUGGAGAAAUAUGGCUCGACUCAGCGAAGACCCUCCAUGAAACACCCAACUCUCUCGUUUGGCGAUGGGGAGAGCAUCUCAUCCUAUUAUCAGGAAAUCCCAGACAGCAAUUGCCACUCGCAAGCUCAAGUUCCUCUAGUCGCGUCCUCUCGUCCUCGGCCUGUUCUCGUUCGUCCAACGUCUUGGCUAGGAAGGCGCCGUUCUAGCCAGCCGUCGAACUAUGGGUUUCCUUCCCGGAGAAGCAGCGUCUACUCGAAGCCCAGCCUCUCUCGCACCUCGCGCGUACCUUCUGUAAGGCAAGCUCCUCGAUUGACAUUCACCAGGACUAGAAGUCUUGAUACGGACGAAGGAGGUUUGGACUCUAUCGUCAUCCAGCCCGAUACAAUUUCUAGACUAUCGUCGUCCGAUUCGUCUACGGGUGAUGGAGGGACGGAGGAUGGGCGUUCAGGCAUUCACGCCGCCGCCGCCAAGGCCUUGCAGACGAGGAAGCGGAGGGUUGUCAAUGUUUGA